Molecule: messenger RNA, 949 nt
Organism: Heterocephalus glaber (naked mole-rat)
Lineage: Eukaryota; Metazoa; Chordata; Mammalia; Rodentia; Bathyergidae
Source: RefSeq, a predicted model, not a curated record
AUGAACGGGGAAAGCAGAACAGAGGUGCUGGGUCAGACGGACGUCCUCGAGAGCGAGGGCGUGUGCUGCCCUGACUCAGAUACUCGAGCCAGGGGGCGCGGGCCGGCUGCGGGGUGCGGCGGGGGCGGGCAGCGGGUCUGGGUGACGCGCAGGAGGCCGGGGGCGGGAGGUGACGCGCGAGGGGACAACAGCGCCCCGGCCGAGCCGAGCCUGAGAUUUAAAAGUUGGCGGCGCGGGCGGUCAGUUCGGUGGACGCGAAGGCUCGGCCAGGGCACCCGGCUUGGCAGCCCCGAGCAGCCCGCAGGGGCCGAGAUGCUGGGAACUCCCAGACGCCCUGGGGCGUACCCCGGACAGGUGGCCGCGGUGCCCCCUCUGCUGCUGCUGCUGCUCCUGCUUGCCUGCUGCUCGGGCGCCGGCCGAGGUGCUCCAAUAUUACCUCAAGGAUUAUGGUCUGAACAAGAACUUCAAUUGUGGAAUAAGAUAAAUGAUGCAUGUUCAUCUUUUCUGUCCAUUGACUCUCAGCCUCAGGCAUCUACUGCACUGAAGGAGCUUUGCUUUAUGGUGAUGGGGAUUCUACCAAAGCCUCAGGAACAAGAUGAAAAAGAUAAUACUAAAAGGUUCUUAUUUCAUUAUUCGAAGACACAGAAGUUGGGCAAUUCAAAUGUUGUGUCGUCUGUCGUACAUCCGUUGCUGCAGCUCGUUCCACAACUGCAUGAGAGAAGAAUGAAGAGAUUCCAAGUGGACGAAGGAUUCCGAAGUCCUUUCGCAAGUCAAAGGAGAGGAUACUUUUUAUUCAGGGAUGCCAACUAAUUUUCCACAGAAACAAUGUGUGGAAUACAUAAUGUGCUGACAUUUUGUUUUCUUCUCAAAAGCAAUCUUCCAUAAGUUUACUCUGUUGAAAAUUUCUGUGUUGUGAACAUUUUAAAUAAAAGUUAGUUGAGAUUGCAAA